CAUACAUAAGCAUUGCUCCACCCUGUCAAAAUGUCUCCCACACCAACAAACUCCUGUAGUGACAGUAGUGCAUCAUCACAGCGCAACGACGGUGAACGUUCUUCACAGGCUCACUCAGCGCAGACUGCUGCGAGUAGUACUCGAACCCGCGGGUCAAGGACACAAACCAAAUGGCCAGAAGACAAGUUGACUGCAACUGGACUUGAUGAAAAAUUUUGGCCUACCCCAGAUGCUGCAAGGGAAAGAUUUGUAUUGGUCUGUGGCCUCAUUGCUCGGGAGAGGGUGUCAAUCAACAGGAAGCUUGAGGAUCUGUCACCAGUUGAGAAGGAACAGCUAUUCGAAGCAUUGCUGGAAAAGCUAGAGUACCCAGCCAAUCUGGAACCAACUGUUCGCAACAAGGCAAUUAAGGCAGCUAUGUCAGAGAUUGCAACCUUGCAACGGCGGUUCAAGGCCCAUUUAAGAAGAAAUUAUGUGAGGCAGGAGGAGUCUCCCUUUGAGAAGCAUGGCUUUUUGAAGCCAGAAGACUGGGAGGUGUUUGUGCAGGAAACCAAUUCUCCUUUUUUUCAGCGAGUGAGCCAGGAGAUGAAAGAUAAGAGAGCAUUGCAUAAUAAGCCACACAAGACGGGAAGAAAAGGUUAUCAUGGUAAAAGGAAAGAGUGGGAGGAGGAGGAUGCAAAGCUAGCUAGAGAAGGAAAAGAGAACCCUUGGGACCAAUUUCCUGGACGUUCGAGGUCAUAUCUGCGGGCAAGGGCGGCGAAGAGGAUGACCACUAGUGAAGGCACUAGUGAAGGAAGCGGGGACAUAACAUUCAGUAACCCUGCGGUGGUGGGGCUAGCAAAUAAGGUGAAAGACCUUGCAUCUAAGGCUAGUGAUGGUUCUUUCACUGGGGUUAGGGAGAAUGAUAUCCUCACCGCGGCACUUGAGAAUCCAGAGCAUCGAGGUCGGGUCCGAGGCGUGUCUAGUUCAGUUGGCUGGGGUAAAGGGUUUGGUGAAGAGUUUGCUGGAAUGUACAGGAAGAAGAGGAAGAAGACGAAGGAGAGGUCUGAUGCGGAGAAGGAAAAGAUAGUUGGUGAAACAGCCAUCAGAGUAAUCAACAUGCUAAGACAAGCAGGCGUGGUUAUACCGGAUGCUUUGUGUCCUACCCAACCAACACACACCGGUAGCAGCGAGCAAGAAGAUGCGAGUGUUAGUGCGGAAGAAGAUGUGCGUGGCAGCGGGGAAGACCAUGGGCCAUUCAACGAGAACGAAGCUGACAGUCGAUCAUCUAUGCUGGACACAAUAGAUAAGCUGACAGAGCCAACCAAGUGCAGCCUUUUGGAUGGCACCGGGCAUAACUUGGAGCUCGCAAAUCCAAAAUACAAGCCUGGUGUGCCUAUGUUGUCAGAAGCGGAUUUAGAUGCUGCUGGACCAAAUUGUGCCAGGUUGCAUGCUUACGUCAUGGAAAACAGUAAGGAUAAACUUGGCUUUCCAGCAAAGGUGCCUCAAGCCUACUUUGAAGGUGAUGGUGAUUUAAUGUUAAACAUUGCAUUCGAUGACGUGUACGACCUUAUAACCCUAGGUGCUCUGGAUGUUAGCUUCUUGAGGUUGUGGACAUUGAAAAUGAUGCAGAAUGCAGCAGAGAUGUAG
Molecule: messenger RNA, 1626 nt
Organism: Panicum hallii
Lineage: Eukaryota; Viridiplantae; Streptophyta; Magnoliopsida; Poales; Poaceae
Exons: 4
Coding region: 31-1626 (531 amino acids)
Source: RefSeq, a predicted model, not a curated record